CCCGAGCUGCAGGACGACGACGACCCGGCCGCCGCUGCUGUGGCCGCCGCCGCCGCCGCCCCGCAGCCCGAGCACAAGCAGCAGAAGCUCUGGCACCUCUUCCAGAACUCGGCCACCGCCGUGGCGCAGCUCUACAAGGAUCGCGUGUGUCAGCAGCCGGGCCUUUCACUUUGGGUUCCCUUCCAGAAUGCUGCCACGGCGGUCACCAAUCUCUACAAAGAAAGUGUUGAUGCCCAUCAGCGGAGUUUUGAUGUAGGAAUCCAUAUUGGCUAUCAGCGUCGGAACAAGGACGUGCUGGCUUGGGUUAAAAAACGCAGAAGAACAAUUCGCCGAGAAGACUUAAUCAGCUUCCUGUGUGGGAAAGCGCCACCUCCACGAAACUCUAGAGCUCCCCCAAGAUUGACUGUAGUAUCUCCCAACCGAGCUGCUUCCACAGAAGCCAGCUCCUCUGUAGAGACGGACUUGCAGCCCUUCCGAGAAGCCAUAGCCCUCCAUGGUCUUAGCGGCGCGAUGGCUAGUAUAAGUGUCCGCUCAAGUACCCCAGGCUCGCCUACUCAUGUGAGCAGUGGCUCCAAUGGUGGUCGAAGGAGAAAUGGACUCCAUGAUGUUGACUUGAACACUUUCAUAUCCGAAGAAAUGGCACUCCACUUGGACAAUGGUGGAACUAGAAAGCGUACCUCAGCCCAGUGUGGUGACGGCAUUACGGACUCUCCCACCCAUAAACGCAACCGUAUGAUCUAAAUGGCAAAGCCUUUUUGACCCCUUCCUUGCUCCCCCAUCCUCCCUUCCCGCCAUGCUGCUUGAAAGCCACUUGAACCUCAGCAUCCUGCUGGGAAGAUGAAACCGAGGCGCUCCCUCCCGAGUCAUAAAAAAAAAAAGAAAGAAAUCAGUAAUUGCCAUAAAGGAAAGCUUACAUACUGACAGUAGAUUCUUCUCGUAACUACAGCUUUCUUCAGAUUAGAUUAUUUAGCAGAGGACUUCCAAUGUUGUGUUAUAGCUAGCAAGCUCAUCGCAGGCAGAACAUGCAUCUGUUACAAGGCUAAAAGUGACCUUACUUGUACUCUUAAAGGGAAAAAAGGAAAUAUCAGACAUUUAUUUGGUUAUAGAAAUGCUUUUUUGUCCUUAUUUCUUGCUGUGUUUAAAGAUUUUGCUUCAUCAGUAUCGCCACUUUUGACAAUGGUGUCAAAAACAUGACUGGCAUGUCAGACCUGCAGGCUUCCUUUGGAAUAUAUAUAUAUUCCAAAUAUAUAUAUAUAUAUAUUUUUUCUUUUGAAAGCUCUACUGGGCACAUGAACCUUACCUAGUUAAGCGUGCAAAGUUAUACUAAGUACUGGCCUGUACCCUCUUGUAAGUCUUAAAAGCAGUUGGUGGCGGCUGUGGGGAACUGGAGGGGGGGGGAGAAGAUUCUGUGAUGGUUAUGCAGUGGACACUAAAUCAGUACUCCAAAGCUGUUCACGGGGUUUGCUUUGCGCAGGUUAACUCUGAAGUAGCUUUCCUUCUUCGGAAUUUUUAAUUGGAAGUCUUUUCAGUUGGUUGCCUAGUGUAAUUUUGAGUCCUCCCUUGUAAGGAAAUGCUGGAAUUCUGCCCGAACUGCCUGUGAGAAAAGGGAGUAUGUUCUGUAACAAGGAGAGGAACACGUGGUUUAGGUACUACAGGUAUGUAUUGUAAACUUUCUGUGAAGGAAAAAAAAACAUAGAUGGAGUGAAGGGGAAAUGGGUGUGUGGGAGCCAUUUUUUUUAAAAAAGAUACUGAAUGUUGUGUUUUCCCACUGGGCGGGCUGUAAUUUCCAAAAUGCCUGAGAGAAUUUUGCCUGAACCUGCCAAUGUAUCUGUAGCUUUCUCUCACUAUCGGAGCGGGAUGUGGGGCUUUCAGUGUCCUGUAAAACGAACUUCACUGGGAAAGGUUUCGGUGUACGUGCGUCCCGGGGCGAGAUGCCACAAAGCUAAAGUAGUCCAUAGAGCCUUGGGUUUAAUCUGACCCUAGUUUGGGCCUAGUCACCUAGGGGCAGAUUUUCUAAACUGUCCCCCCAGAGUCAGGGAUGGAACACACCUAUCAUCUAAACAAGCCAUGGAGAUUUAGGGGAGGCCAGAUCUAAAAAAAGAUAAACUGCUCUGCCUAGGGGAACAUCAUUAGUGGUGCAGGGAGCCCCAUCCAUGCCUGGUGCUCAAGAUCUGUCCUGUCUUAACCAAGUGCCAGUGGACAGGUUAAAGAUGCCUGGCCUGCCGCUUAGCUCCUCUUGAGAUGCGCAGGCUGGUGGUGAGCAGCCUAGCCUUCAGCUAAAUUGACUCUGAGCCCUGCUUGGCUUGACCAGCUCUCUAAGACAUUGAACAUCAGCAUCUCGCUCAAGGCAUUCUUUAUGCACCGUGGCGUCAGGUGCCGAUAAAGCAGGCUUUCUCUUGCCGACGGUGGCUUUCCUGUUUCCUUUAAUCGCAGGGGUGGGAGGUGCCAAAUGCACGUGGAUGGGUGUGGACAAAAGUCCUUGCGGAGGGGCCUAGGGGUGGUAUGGGAGGAGGAGGAGGAGAUCGGAAUGGACCUGGAGCGCAGAACAGUAGCAAGGAAGCUGUUGAAGAAUGGGACACAAGACUAUGCCAGGCUGCCUGGCAUAAAGAUGUGGACCUCAUUUCAGUUUUCUGCCCUUCUUGGCAUGGAUGUCCUUAUUACUGCCAUGGAGAGGAGUUUGGUUCGAAACAACAGGGUACUCCUUCAAAGGUUGAGGCCAUGAUCAUGCAUCACAAAAGGCAUGCUGCUUCUUUUUUUAUUUCCUGCUUUGUAGAGCAUUUUGAAAUAACUGCUUAUAAAACAAAAAAGCUUUUGGGAGUUUUUAAACAGCUACGUGGUGCAGUGGCUGAAAGCGUAGCAGUUCAUGAGAAUCUUAAAAAUGAGCCUUACCUUGAGCCUUGCGUUUCAUAGUCUCUGGGCAUACAGAUUGCCAGUGUAGCUCCACCUCGCGAACUACCGUUUGACUGUGGAAAAAGUACCCCAGGGCUUCUGUGUGACAUCUGUGGUCCCUUUGCUCACAGGCUAGGACUAACUGCCAUCUCUUGAGAACUUGCACGUAAUGCUUGUGUGUUUGUGUGUGUGUUUUUUUGGGGGGGAAGUGUCUGAGACCAUGGUGUAAAGAAAGAAACAUAACAUACUCUUUAAAAAAAAGGUGGAACUGGAUAAGGAUAGAAAGAGGCUGCCUUAACUGAGCAUAGCAAUUUCAAAGCUUGUGUUUUGAGAGCAGUUAGGUUGAAAUGGAUGGAGAUAAGACUGUUUGCCACGACUGUGUGCGCCAACCUCUGGAUUUAGUUCACGGGUAUACUUUGUGGGCUGGGAGGGAAACCCUGAGAAGUGGAUUUUUAAAAACUGUGGUAUAUUAGCUUUGGAAUAAUUGAAUGGGUCCCAGCAGGUAAGCCUAGAUGCAGUGGGUUGUUUCAGCUCAAUCCACAAGAUGACACCAAGCCCGUGAUGUGUGGAGUCUGUCUCCCUUCAGUCGUCCCCCCCCACAGAAGACAAUAAUUUCUCUGUUCAUUCAUGCUUUGAAGCUUUGCUUUCAGUUUUAGCUCCUCUGAACAAAAUUUUGUCAAGCAUUUUUUAUGUAUUUGGUGCCAUCUUUUCUUAUUGUAAAGAGAAAAAAAACAGGCAUGGAUCUGGCUGCACUUAUAGUGUAUAAGUCUUCAACAAACCUUUUUUGUUGUUGUUGUUGUACUGCUUUUUAAAACCCUGGUAUAUGCUGUCGAAAAGUUCAGCCUUCUGCCAAAACCCGUACAGACUGCGUGGUGGCCUCAUCUCAGAAAUGGAUGUGUAGCAGAUUUCUCAGGUGCGGGUCACCCUUCCGUUGUGACUUGUGGAAGAACACAACUAUAUGUUGUAAAACAAGACAUGUUUAGUGUUUGGUGAUGGGGUAGGGGGAGUAUUCUGCUGUUCAGCUCUUUUUCUCUGACUCCGUUGAAUGCCUUCUGGUGAUACUUGUCUCAUCUCUUUUCCCCCAUGUAAACCAAACUUAACAUGAAUGUGGGGCAGAUUUUACAUAUAGUGCAUCUGCAUUGAAGCUGAGCUUGGCUUGCAUAUUACUAAAAUUCAAUUUAAAUAUUAAAACACUUGAGCUAUAGUGAAGUAAUGCAAAGCUGAUUUUUUUUUUCUUCCUUUGUCUGAAAUUGAACUCCUGCAAUCCUCAAAUGUGACUUAAACCCUUCUGGAGAAAUAGAUACCUUUUUAAAACCCUAAUAAAAUUAAGUAAAAUAAACCAG
Molecule: messenger RNA, 4232 nt
Organism: Pogona vitticeps (central bearded dragon)
Lineage: Eukaryota; Metazoa; Chordata; Lepidosauria; Squamata; Agamidae
Gene: HAPSTR1
Product: HUWE1 associated protein modifying stress responses
Source: RefSeq, a predicted model, not a curated record